Molecule: messenger RNA, 657 nt
Organism: Hibiscus syriacus
Lineage: Eukaryota; Viridiplantae; Streptophyta; Magnoliopsida; Malvales; Malvaceae
Product: DNA polymerase delta catalytic subunit-like
Exons: 6
Coding region: 1-540 (179 amino acids)
Biological process (GO): base-excision repair, gap-filling; DNA replication proofreading; DNA-templated DNA replication
Cellular component (GO): delta DNA polymerase complex
Molecular function (GO): DNA binding; DNA-directed DNA polymerase activity; nucleotide binding
Source: RefSeq, a predicted model, not a curated record
AUGGCGGAGAUUUCAGAUGUUCUAGCGAGACUUGAUCUAAACAUGGGGGAGGAGGAUGUCCUAGAAGCAGAGGAUGAUGCAGAUAAUGAAGAGGUAAGUGCGAAUUCUGUAUAUGGAUUUACAGGAGCUACUGUUGGUCAGCUACCAUGUUUAGAGAUUUCUUCAAGUGUUAUAAGCUAUUGUCGACAAAUGAUUGAGCAUACCAAGAAGCUCGUUGAAGAUAAAUUAACAGUGCUAGAAGGCUAUGAACACAAUGCUGAGGUUAUUUAUAGGGACACAGAUUCGGUAAUGGUACAAUUUGGUGUGUCUGAUGUAGAAGCAGCAAUGAACUUGGGGAGAGAAGCUGCUGAACACAUCAGUGGAACUUUCACAAAACCCAUCAAACUAGAGUUCGAGAAGAUUUAUUAUCCCCAUCUAUUGAUUAGCAAGAAAAGAUAUGCUGGUUUAUUUGGAUUAAUCCACAAAAGUAUGACAAAAUGGACACUAAAGGCAUUGAAACUGUUCGAAGAGACAAUUGUUUAUUGGUCAAAAAUCUUGUAAAUGAAUGUCUGCACAAAAUAUUGAUUGAUAGAGAUAUUCCUGGUGCAGUUCAGUAUGUCAAGAAUACCAUUUCAGUUCUUCUCAUGAAUCGAAUGGAUUUGUCACUUUUGGUAAUUA